Lycium ferocissimum is the source of this 462-nucleotide messenger RNA. RefSeq lists its product as uncharacterized. The record is from RefSeq and is a predicted model, not a curated record. The coding region runs from base 1 to 462 and encodes 153 amino acids. The transcript has a single exon. NCBI's taxonomy places the organism in Eukaryota, Viridiplantae, Streptophyta, Magnoliopsida, Solanales, Solanaceae.
AUGAGGCAUAGAGAAUUGGAAUUUGUUGUUGUUAACAAGGUUUUCUUGAAACUGUCACCUAUGAACGGGGUAAUGCGUUUUGGCAGAAAGGGGAAGCUUAGUCCUCGCUACAUUAGUCCUUAUGAGAUUACUAGAAGAGUUGGGAAGGUAGCUUAUGAGUUGAGAUUACCGGCUGAGAUAUUCAUGGUUCAUCCGGUGUUUCACAUUUUGAUAUUGAGGUUGUAUAAACCUGACCCUUCUCAUGUGUUGAACUGUGAAGAGGUUGAGAUGGAUGAGUCCUUGUCUUAUGAAGAAGAACCGGUUCAGAUUUUGGAUCGCCAAGUUAGAAGGUUGAGAACAAAGGAUGUUGCGUCGGUUAAAGUGUUGUGGCAAAAUCAUAAUACCGAGGAAGCUACUUGCAAAUCGGAAGAGAACAUGAAGAAGAGAUAUCCUCAAUUGUUCCCUAUUUUAGGUAUGAGUUAA